Rhizophagus irregularis DAOM 181602=DAOM 197198 is the source of this 1089-nucleotide messenger RNA. RefSeq lists its product as uncharacterized. Lineage: Eukaryota; Fungi; Glomeromycota; Glomeromycetes; Glomerales; Glomeraceae. Gene Ontology annotation, biological process: signal transduction; protein phosphorylation. Gene Ontology annotation, molecular function: MAP kinase kinase kinase activity; magnesium ion binding; ATP binding. The record is from RefSeq and is a predicted model, not a curated record.
CGUAUUAUAAUUCUAAAAUUACUCACAUAUAUAACGGAUUCAAACUGGUUAGUAUGGAAAAAAAGCCGAAGAAUUUAGAGAAGGAAUUUGUUUCUAAUAGAUAUCAGCGUCAUGUCAUGAUUUUUACUGUUAAAUCAGAAGAUGUGAAUUAAAGAUUAAUUUAUAUGAAAGAGUUAGAAAAAAGAAAACAAGUAUAUUGAAUAUGCGGAGAAUGUAAUGAACUUAGAACAGGGUGGAAAUAGUGUCAACCUUAUGAUGCUAAAAGAUUUAAGGAUAACUUUAAAAAUGAGACUAGUGGAAAUAAAGAUAUUGACAAAUUUAUACAACACACAACUUAAUGUUAUACAUCAUGAAAAAUGCCCUGAAUGGAUAAUUUUUGAAAAAUUUCAAAAUAUCACUUACUAUAUUGCAGAAGGAGGUUUUAGUAAGAUUUAUACAACAGAGUGGUCUGAAGGAUUAUAUUUGAAAAUCAAAAAUGGGUUUAAUAAAUAUACUAAAUAUAAUAAAUAUGUAUUGAAAAGUUUAAAUAACUCUUCUGAAAUAAGUACAAAUGAGGUUAAAACUCAUCUUCAGAUUUAUCUUUAUGAGGUUGUUCAUUAUAUAGAUUAUGAAGCAGAUAUUCAUAAUGCUGGAUUUAUCCAUAAAGCAAAUAAGCAAACAGUUAAAGAAGAAGGAAUUUAUGGAGUAUUGCCAUAUAUUGCACAAAAAAUUUUAUGUGGAUAUCAAUAUACAAAAGCGGCAGAUAUUUACUCAUUUGGAAUAAUAAUAAUGAACGAAUUUCUUUCUAAAGAAAUUCCUUUUAAUGAUAUUCCUCAUGACGUACUUUUGUUGAUAGAAUUUUUAAAUAUAAAAUAUGUAACAACAAUUUCUAAAGAUGUACCAAAAUUACUUGCAGAUUUGAUAAUAAAAUGUUGGGAUGCUGAAAUAGAAAAUAGAACAGUUCAUAUUUUAGAUAAAGCAGAGAAUACGAUCUUAUCCACUAUAUGGAAUAAUAUUGAAGAAUUAAAACGUAAAGAAAUUGUUAUUUGUACUUCUGAUAUGCAACGGACAAUUCCCACUUUAAGACGUGUUACGAUUUGUGUUACUUGA